Messenger RNA from Kluyveromyces lactis, 1119 nucleotides. It is a transcript of the gene CPR6, whose product is annotated as peptidylprolyl isomerase CPR6. Lineage: Eukaryota; Fungi; Ascomycota; Saccharomycetes; Saccharomycetales; Saccharomycetaceae. Gene Ontology annotation, molecular function: protein binding; peptidyl-prolyl cis-trans isomerase activity. The record is from RefSeq and is a predicted model, not a curated record. Bases 1 to 1119 code for a protein of 372 amino acids. Gene Ontology annotation, biological process: protein folding; protein peptidyl-prolyl isomerization. Gene Ontology annotation, cellular component: intracellular membrane-bounded organelle. The transcript has a single exon.
AUGAGUGAAACAAGACCUAAGACAUUUUUCGAUAUUUCGAUUGGGGGCAAACCUGCUGGUCGGAUUGUUUUCGAGUUGUAUUCUGAUGUUGUUCCAAAGACGGCGGAGAAUUUCUUAAAACUCUGUGAAGGUAACUCGGGAUUUGCCAAAUCCAAACCGGAUAUACCAUUGAGCUACAAGGGCUCGAUCUUCCACAGAGUUAUCAAGUCUUUCAUGUGUCAAUUUGGAGAUUUCACUAACUUCAACGGCACUGGUGGUGAAUCGAUUUACGGAGAGAAAUUUGAAGAUGAGAAUUUUACUUUGAAGCAUGAUAAGCCAUUCUUGUUGUCUAUGGCAAACGCUGGUGCGAAUACCAAUGGAUCUCAAUGUUUCAUAACAUGCGUUCCAACUCCACACUUAGAUGGUAAGCAUGUUGUUUUCGGUGAAGUGAUCCAGGGCAAAAGGUUAGUCAGAACUAUAGAAAAUAAUGCUACAGAUGAAGCUGAUAAGCCGGCCAAAGAGGUUAAAAUUGAGGAUUGUGGUGUGUUACCAUCCGAUUAUACUGUUCCUGCAGAUGCAGAAGCGACUCCGACUGAUGCGUAUGGUGACAAUUAUGAAGAAAAUAUAACAGACGAUUCGAAGGUUGAUCCCAACGACGUCAAUAGUGUCUUGAACGCUGUAGAAGCAGUAAAAGAGAUCGGUACUAAACAAUUCAAGGAGAAAAAUUUUGAAGUAGCCCUUGUGAAAUAUGAAAAAAGUAGUCAAAUGCUUAAGCAGUACUUCCCUCAAGAUUUACCAGAGGAGGAUGUUAAAAAAAUUGACGCAUUAAGGGUAUCCUUAUUCUUGAACAUCGCUUUGGUGUCUCUCAAGAGUAAAAAUUACAGUAGAACACUUAGCGCCGCCACUGAAGCCCUUCAUGCUGACAACACAGACGAUAAAUCCAAGGCCAAGGCAUUGUAUCGCCGUGGUUUAGCUUAUUACUACACAAAAAACGCAGAAAUGGCCGUGACAGACCUCGAAUUGGCUACUACAUACCAACCACAUGAUACUGCAAUUAUAAAGGCUUUACAAGACGCCAAGAAAGCCAAAAAGGAGUUGAUUGCUAAACAGAAGAAGUCAUUAUCCAAAAUGUUUUCCUAA